AUGGUGAACGGAAGCAGCAACAUUUGCCGAUCCCUUUGGAGGGUACCACCUGAUUGUCUUGUUCGGAUAAAGAAGAAUGGAACACGAAGAAGGGAGCAGGGGAGAGACGAAGGUGGUGACAGGGGGCUCCGGUCGUUUUGCUCGAUAAUCACAGUGAUGACAGAGAGGAGUUGUGAGGGUGGUGAUUGGUGGUCUCCAGGCUCCACCGGUGGUCAUAGCAACAGCCACAGAGGUGAUGAUUGGUUAUCAGAACUGGAGGAGCACAAUCGGGGUUGUGAAGUCGAUUGGAAGGAAGAAGAGAAACAAGAGUGUUGCUACUCUUUUGGUUUCACUGGAACAGCUCCUCCGAUGGAGGACUUUGACAAACAAUUAAAGAAGAAAAAGGGAGAGAGAUGGAUCGAAAGUUUGAGUGUGUGGAAUGAAGAACGAUUUCCAGCUACAUUAUGAUUAUCUUCCACAGAUUUUAGAUUUUGGGAAGACUUUGGUUGAUUUCUUUGUACUUCCAAAUCUAUUAGUAUCGUAUGUGAUUGUUUGUGUGAGGGUGAAUCUUGUAUAGCUUCCUUUGUGUGAGUAUGUAUGUUGUAUAGCUCCCGAU
Lactuca virosa is the source of this 595-nucleotide messenger RNA. The record is from the annotation of a GenBank genome assembly. NCBI's taxonomy places the organism in Eukaryota, Viridiplantae, Streptophyta, Magnoliopsida, Asterales, Asteraceae.